AGUCGUGAGUGCAGGAGCCAGACUGGGACCCAGGAUCAGUCGUGGCAUCACCUCCGUGAUAGCUCACUGCCGUCGGGUGGAGGGGAGUGGGAGACUCCGGAUCCGGUGCAAGCAGCCUUUCUGAGACUCUGUGUUGCUGGGAGGUGUCAGUGGCAUUGCCCAAGACUCCUCGGAGCGACCGGGAUUGUUUCUGUCGGAGGAGACACUGCAGCCGGGGCUCUGGGACAGAGGAGGCGUCAGCCGGAGUGAGUGUGGGGGUCCCGGGACGCCUGCCUUACCUGCCUUACCUGCGUGAAGAGCUACGAUGGCCGUGAACAAGAGCCCCACCCUGAUGGAUGGAGACUGCCCCGAGCAGGAGAAUGUGCUGCAGCGAGUCCUGCAGCUGCCCGUGGUGAGCGGCACCUGCGAGUGCGUCCAGAAGACCUACACCAGCACCAAGGAGGCCCACCCGCUGGUGGCCUCCGUGUGCAACGCCUACGAGAAGGGCGUUCAGGGCGCCAGCAGCCUGGCCGCCUGGAGCAUGGAGCCCGUGGUCCGCAGGCUGUCCACCCAGUUCACAGCCGCUAAUGAGCUGGCCUGCCGAGGCCUGGACACCCUGGAGGAGAAGAUCCCGGCCCUCCAGUACCCCCCUGAGAAGAUUGCCUCCGAGCUGAAGGGCACCAUCUCCACCCGCCUCCGCAGCGCCCGGAACAGCAUCAGCGUGCCCAUCGCCAGCACGUCGGACAAGGUCCUGGGGGCCGCCCUGGCCAGCUGUGAGCUCGCCUUGGGGGUGGCCAAAGACACAGCGGAGUACGCCGCCAAAACCCGAGUUGGCCGGCUGGCCUCUGGGGGCGCUGAGCUGGCCGUGGGUGGUAUGGAGAAGGUGGUGGAGUUCCUCAUCCCUCCAGCCAAGGACGAGUCAGCCCCCGUUCCGGGACGCCAGCAGGCCCAGAAGCCUCCCAAGACCAAUCGCAGCCUCAUGAGUCGGGUGGGGAACCUGGCCAACACCGUCUCUCAGCACACCUUCCAGACCACAAAGCAGGUGCUGAAGCAGGGCCACGCCCUGGCCAUGUGGAUCCCCGGGGUGGCACCCCUGAGCAGCCUGGCCCAGUGGGGAGCGUCAGCGGCCUCGCAGGUGGUGAUCCGGCGGCCGAGCGAGGUGCGGGUGCCCUGGCUGCACAACCUGGCCGCCGCCGCCGCUGCCGCCCGCGAGGCGAACCACGAUGACCAGACAGACAGUGAGGGGGACGAGGCCAAGGAGAAGGAGAAGGAGGACUCGGACUCGGAGACGGAGGAGCAGCUCAGCGAGGCAGCAGACCUGGCACGCCCACAAGGCCUCCUGGGCAGCGCGGUGCACACCCUGCAGAAGGCUGUCCAGGGCACCAUCUCGGUCAUGCUGUGGGCGCCCACCGCUGUGCUGGGCACGGCGGGGAGGAUGCUGCACCUCACGUCGGCCCCCGCUGCCACCUCGACCAAGAGCAGGGCCAUGUCGCUGUCAGACGCCCUGAAGGGGGUCACGGACAACGUGGUGGACACGGUGGUGCACUACGUGCCGCUCCCCAGGUUGUCCCUGAUGGAGCCCGAGAGCGAAUUCCGGGAAAUCGAGGAGCUGAAGCGCAGGGCAUCGGCGGCGCCCACCUGCCCGGAGCCCGCACAGCGCCCGGCGCAGCACCGGGGCAGCCUGCGCAGCGCCAGGGGGCCGGGCCUGGAGGACAGAGGGGACCUGCCCACGGCGCUGAGCAACACGUUCCCGGCCGUGCCCCGCGAGAAGGCGCGCAGGGUCAGCGACAGCUUCUUCCGGCCCAGCCACAUGGAGCCCAUCCUGGGCCGCGCGCAGUACAACCAGCUGCGCAAGAAGAGCUGAGCGCCCGGCUGCCCGCCGCACCGGGAGCCCGCGUCGCCAGCGAGUAAGAACCUCCGCGUCCGAGAGCGUGGACUUCUUCAAAGCAGCCCUGGCACCCGGCGCCCCGCACCCCAUCUUUUGAGCAUCCUUUUGGGGCUAAGUCUGCAGUCAAUUUUUAAGAAAAAUCAGAGCAGCAACCUGCUUUGAUUCUCUUUUGUUUUUGUUAAUCCUCACCUGAGGAUAUUUUUCCAUUGAUUUUUAAGGAGAGAAGAGAGA
Molecule: messenger RNA, 2098 nt
Organism: Myotis myotis
Lineage: Eukaryota; Metazoa; Chordata; Mammalia; Chiroptera; Vespertilionidae
Gene: PLIN1
Product: perilipin 1
Exons: 10
Coding region: 305-1843 (512 amino acids)
Biological process (GO): lipid metabolic process
Cellular component (GO): lipid droplet
Source: RefSeq, a predicted model, not a curated record